Molecule: messenger RNA, 557 nt
Organism: Tauraco erythrolophus (red-crested turaco)
Lineage: Eukaryota; Metazoa; Chordata; Aves; Musophagiformes; Musophagidae
Source: RefSeq, a predicted model, not a curated record
GAACUCUCUGGCUUCACCCUGGACCAAGUGGCUUUUGAGGAUGGCAAAGGGAAGUGCCCGUACGACCCCACCAAGGGACACACCGGCCUCAUCGUGGAUGGGGAGCUCUACUCGGCCACCUUCAACAACUUCCUGGGCACGGAGCCCGUCAUCCUCCGCAACCUGGGCCCCCACUACUCCAUGAAGACGGAAUAUCUCACCUCCUGGCUCAACGAGCCCCACUUCGUGGCGUCGGCGUACGUGCAGGAGAGCGCGGGCAGCAGCACCGGCGACGAUGACAAGGUUUACUUCUUCUUCAGCGAGCGGGCGGUGGAGUACGACUGCUACGCGGAGCAGGUGGUGGCCCGCGUGGCACGGGUCUGCAAGCUGGGUGCCCAGGGGGACGUUGGCGGUGCCCGCACGCUGCAGAAGAAGUGGACGACCUUCCUGAAGGCUCGUUUGGUGUGCUCGGCGCCGGAGCAGCAGCUCCAUUUCAACCGCCGUCCCCAGGCCGUCUUCACCCUGCCAGGGGCCGACUGGCAGGACACCACCUUUUUCGGGGUCUUCCAGGCCCGCUG